AAGAAAAAAAAAACUACUUUAGAAGGCAGCAAGUUCAAAUAAGUCACAGCCCGAACAGGUUAAAAUAAUGUUUAGUGGAGAAUUGCAUUAAAUUCACCAUCGUUUCUAAUAUAAACACUUAAAUGACUACUUCGCUACGGAAUCAAACACUCAAAAUUGGUAAAGCUGAAAAUACUAUCGUCUCAUUUCAGGAAGAAGAUGCACAAUGCCCUGUCUGCAAAAGUGAUAAAUACCUCACACCGAAUCUCAAGUUAUUAGUAUCACCAUGUUUUCAUAAAAUGUGUGAAUCCUGUAUAGAUCGUUUGUAUAGCGCAGGUCCUGCUCCCUGUCCUAUUUGCCAGCAAGUUCUUCGAAAGAAUCAAUUCAUGUCGCAAAUUUUCGAAGACCUUGCAGUCGAGAAGGAAGUCCGUAUUCGUAAGAGAGUUGCUCGAGUGUUUAAUAAACGAGCAGAGGAUUUUCCAAGUUUAAGAGCAUACAAUGACUAUUUGGAAAUGGUUGAAGAUAUAACAUUUAAUUUAAUGAACGAAGUGGAUGUCGCUGAAACCGAAGCACGUAUAGCUGCAUAUGAACAGGAAAACAAAGAUAGUAUUGCUGCUAAUCAAGCCAAAUCCGCGAACGAACAAAGAUACAGAUUAUACCAGGAUGAAUUAGAAAAGAAAGAAAAGGAAACAAAGAGGGAAGAGUAUAUAAAACAAUUAGAGGAUGAAAGGAAGCUAAAAGAAAUGGAGAAGUCAGAAAUCAUUGCAGAAUUGGCAACGUCUAAUAAAUCAGCUCAGACAGUGCUGCAGAAGAGGCAAGCAACUGCCUUAAAGCGGUCCUCUGCCUUACGACAGCAACAAAAUUCUGAUUCGCCGUCAAGCAGAUAUUCUAUGCCAACAUGGAUCACAACCGCUAUGGAUACUGAUACAUAUAUGAAAGAGGUUGAAGCUAAAGACUUUGAUCCCUUAUCUUUACAAUAUGAAUAUGUGUCUGAAUAUACUCUACGAGAAAACUAUCAUGACCCGUACACUGAAUAUUUGAACAAUAACAAACAAGCCAGAGCAGGAGGCUAUGCACCAAAAUUUGCACAUCAACGUGCUCUAACGUCUGCCUUUACUGGCCUUUUAUGUCUACCUAUCGAUUAGACAUGAGACAAAUCAGAUUAAUGGGCAUGAUUGCCUUUGUAUAUAUCUAUUUCAUUUAUGCAAUAUGUAUAUUUUCAUUGUAGUAUGGCAUGUUGGAACAUCAUUAAACGCAUUCUCAUUCAAUCAUAAAAGCGUUGAAGAAAUAAAUGGCUAUUUAUACGCUUAGACUGGUCAAAGUCUAAACUCCAUACAUGACCUACUGCUAUUAAUAUUCUUUAACUUAGUGCAAAAAU
Mycotypha africana is the source of this 1357-nucleotide messenger RNA. RefSeq names its product CDK-activating kinase assembly factor MAT1-domain-containing protein. Bases 123 to 1124 code for a protein of 333 amino acids. Gene Ontology annotation, molecular function: cyclin-dependent protein serine/threonine kinase activator activity. The record is from RefSeq and is a predicted model, not a curated record. Gene Ontology annotation, biological process: regulation of transcription by RNA polymerase II; nucleotide-excision repair; positive regulation of cyclin-dependent protein serine/threonine kinase activity. The transcript has 6 exons. Lineage: Eukaryota; Fungi; Mucoromycota; Mucoromycetes; Mucorales; Mycotyphaceae. Gene Ontology annotation, cellular component: transcription factor TFIIH holo complex.